This is a messenger RNA of Salvelinus namaycush (lake trout), 6032 nucleotides long. It is a transcript of the gene slc52a2, whose product is annotated as solute carrier family 52 member 2. Gene Ontology annotation, molecular function: riboflavin transmembrane transporter activity. The transcript is spliced from 4 exons. Gene Ontology annotation, biological process: riboflavin transport. Gene Ontology annotation, cellular component: plasma membrane. The coding region runs from base 157 to 1476 and encodes 439 amino acids. The record is from RefSeq and is a predicted model, not a curated record. Lineage: Eukaryota; Metazoa; Chordata; Actinopteri; Salmoniformes; Salmonidae.
UCAUAGAUGUUUUUUCUGCGGACGCAUUUACUCAACUCGAAGAUCCUGCUGGCUGACAUUUUAAUAAGGAAGGGCACGUGCCCAUAAGACAUCGGCCCCACUUUUCAAACGAUACAUAACGUACAUUUUGUCUGUCUUCUUCGUCAGAGCGGCUAAAUGGCGGGUACUUGGUGGAACAGUGCCGCUUUUACUCACGUCCUUGUGGCUCUUUUCGGUAUGGGUUCCUGGAUUUCCGUCAACUGUCUCUGGGUUGAGCUACCCGUGGUUGUCAGAAUUCUGCCUGAAGAGUGGAACCUGCCGGUCUAUCUGUCAGUACUGAUAGCCUUUGGGAAUAUAGGUCCGAUUGCUGUGACCAUAACGCAUCACUGUGCCCCAGGACAGUUAAACGAGCGCCUGGUCAUCCACAGUAACCAGGUUCUAGCAGUGGUGGCAUCAAUCUUCCUAGCCAUCUUUUGGUCACAUGUGGCCACUGUGGCAGGGGAAGUGAGAUCCGUCCCAUAUCUGCUGCUCACGUUCGUUUUGGCUCUGGUUUGCUGUACGUCCAAUGUCACCUUCUUGCCCUUCAUGUUCCGCUACCCCCCUCAAUACAUCCGCACAUUCUUUGUUGGCCAGGGGCUCAGUGCCCUGUUCCCAUGUGUUGUGGCUUUGGGGCAGGGUGUGGGGAAAUUGGAGUGCAAAUUGGAGAAUGGCACGGUAAGAGCAGACUAUCUGGAAGAGAACUUCCCUGCACAGGACUUCUUUUGGUUCCUGUUUGUAAUGCUGACAAUCUCAGCCCUCUGCUUCAUGGCUUUGACGUGUAGAGAAAUAACAGAGCCAGCAUUACAGGAGACCCCAGAGCCUGAGAUGGUGAUGACAAAGGACAAUGGGGAGGAGACCCACCCGCUCCAGAAUGGAGGAACACUGUUGUCUGAGGACCAGGUGGAGUUGGAGAAAGCAUCCCCGGUCCAAACCUUCUGGACGCCACGCAAUAUCUACCUGCUGGUGCUACUAGGUGUGUCCAACGCCCUGACCAACGGAGUCCUUCCCUCUGUCCAGAGCUUCUCCUGUCUGCCCUAUGGCACCAUGACCUAUCACCUCUCUGUGGUCCUUGGCAACAUUGCAAACCCACUGGCCUGCUUUGUGGCCAUGUUUGUCCUCUGCAGGUCAUCUGUGGGUCUUGGUUUCAUGUCUGUAGCAGGUGGGGUCUUUGCAGCCUACCUCAUGGCUCUUGCAGUGCUCAGCCCCUGCCCUCCUCUCUUGGGGAGCCCUGCUGGUGUAUCCUUGGUGGUGGUGUCCUGGAUCAUCUUCACUGGUCUGUUCUCUUACCUGAAGGUAGUUAUAGGGACGCUGCUCCACGAGGCUGGCCAUGCUGCUUUGCUGUGGUGCGGCGUCUUCAUCCAGGCUGGCUCACUGAUAGGAGCCCUCUCCAUGUUCCCCCUGGUCAGCAUUUACCACAUAUUUGCAAGGUCUCAGGACUGUGUGGACAACUGCAGUUAGUUAGGCACCAGGAACCACAGCUAGCUGGGUGAUCACGUCAGGGAUGGAAGAUGGAACACCCUUUCCAGGCCCAGAAGGGUUGAUGCCCCCCCAGAACCCCCCGUUCUGUAAGGGCUGAGGAAAGGCAUUCCAGGGGUAAUGGGAGCAUUGAGUUGCUGUGUCCUGGCUAAGGGUAUGUAAGUGCCUGUGAUGCAGUGCCGCAAGGGAUUUUUAAAAUUAUUGAUCUAGUUUCUUGGUUUGCUGAAGGAGCUGCUAUUACUGGUAUGUUUUUCCACUAAAUCAUGUGACAAGUCUUGUUUAAUCAGGGACUGAAUCAAUAACACCCAUUCAUCCAGUUUGGCUGUCCCCAGGCCUUAGGAGUAAGAAACAAACGCAUUAAUGGCCAGAUUCAGAGAGACAGAAUAAGCCCAGUCUUCGACUAAAAAGCGUGCUCAAUGGAGAAUCUCCAGAGAAUGCAGAGAGUCCUGGACAGGGCUUAAUCUUUGACUUGGAAAGUGGCCCUAUGAAACUCAAAAAGCACGUUUCCAUCCACCGCUUUCAUGUGAUUUAAAGUCAUAUCAUAUUUUUUUUAAAUCACGACAGCUGUGAUGGAAACAGGACAGGUCGGUACAAUUUUAUAAAUGCUAACAGAUAAUUUCCUAGUUCGACAAGGUGGGAUCUUUGUGUCUAAAAUUAAUAACGCGAGAAAUGGCAAAUAUUGACAAACAUCAUAUCGAAGUAAACUUGUGAUGAUAUGGUGUGUGGUCCUCCCACUACGCCUUGGAGAAACCGUGCAGUUUAUUAAGCUACAGAUUGAAUAAAUUAUUAACUUCACAGGGUGGUGAAAGUGCAUGGUGAUCUUGAUGCUUUUACUUAUUCAGGUGACAUGAUGGUCGAUGCUUGAAUGUUGUUUGACAAAUUUAACAGAUUCUCGCUCUUAUCCAUAAUCAUCUCAUGUGGACAGCCUGUCCGCACCGUAUCUGCCGAAUGUUGGCACGUGCAAAGACCAGAAUAGGCACAUUUGCUAUUUAACGCAAGUUUUUGUGACAACUAUCUGAGAGUUUAGAGUAUUUGAAAAUGCGAUGGAAAUCCAUUGUACUUUAGAUUUUAAUUUUUUGCAUGAAAACGUACAUUUUGUGUGCGCACCUCUUUUUAUCCGUAAUAAGUCUGUUUGGUGGAACAUACCACUGGUGGAAUUUUUUUGUAUUUUUUUUUAAUGCAUUUUUUUUUUAAUAUUCGCAUGAAAAUCUGUCACCAAUUGGAUGGAAACCUAGCUAUAGACAUGUUUUAAAUACUAGUUUCUCAAGUACAAAUACCUAUCCAAAGCUAACCAUCGGAUACAAGUAAAUCAUUUUAUCCAUGCCAUUAAAAUAUUUAAAAUGUAACUGGAAGCUAUUCACUUUCAGCCAUUGACUGAAAUGUUUAAUUUUAGUCCUCUACUUGUUAUUUUUAAUACAAAUGCUGCCCAAAUCCACUUUUUCCCACAUUGCUAAAAUCAAGGGCAGCCAUUUAGUAUAUUGACAUUCAAGUUUUGAUUUACUAUUGGAGCAGUUGAAUAUAACUUGUAAUUGAUUAUACACAAUUUUGUUCUGAGUGCUGUAGUAAAAAUAUGAGUUGGUUUUGCUGCUGAGUGGGGUUGUUACCAUGCACUGUUGUGUAGCCAAUCAUUAUGGUUCUAGUACAGCGGAGUUUUAAUCCAAGCCUGGAGGUCCAGAGUACUGCUGUUUUUCUGUUCUACCUCAUAAUCUCAUAAUUUGCCUGCUCUAGGAGAUACUUACAUUUCCCUCAUGUCUGUCACUUGGCAUGUCAUUGUCUGCCAUGUCAGAAUCAUCAUUCCAGAGAGAUUCUAGUUGAAGCUUAUUUUGUGUUGUCCGGAUAAUUAUGAACAAUUACUUGUUUAUUUCCCUCCAGAUUAUUUCUCCAUACACAAUGUGAUUGUUUCUUUCUACUAAUGCCUUCGUCUCCUGUUGCGUAUUAUCAUCCAUGUAAUUUGGUGUUGAAUCCUUUUUGGUGACCAUUUUUUAAAAAUGAUUAACUAUUCCAAAUGCAAUGCCAAAUGUUAGCCUUCCUUCAGAUAAAUUAAAUGUUAUCUUGCUAUCUAAAACAUUUCGGUAAUGUUGAAGCCUCCAAACACCAGUGCUAAGUCUGAUAAUGUAAAUGCGACCUAAGUUAGCCUACUAAACACAUCAUGACUGAGACACAAGGGGUUUUGUGAUUUCAGCUUUGGAAGGAAUAAAGAAAAUUAAAAAAAAUCUGCUACGCCUUAGUACCUCCUACAGUGACUAAUAUUGGAAAACUUGCUGCUCAAUGGAAUUUAUAGACUUUGUUGACAAUAUAGAAAUAGUAUCGGUCCAACAUGCCUUGACUCUUUAGUCUUGACUCUUUAGUCAUGUUUAUAUCGUCACUAUCUGAUGAAAACCUGUUCAGGAAAAAAAUACCUUAUUUUCCCAUUAACGAGAGUACAAUUAUGAGACAUCAAGCUAUUUUGAAUACACUUUCUUGGCCUUAGUCUUGAAAUAUACAUUGAGGGAAGUUACUGCUUUCAAUAAUUUGUAUAAUAAAAAUUCAAAUAGUCAAAAACGGAGUUAAAGGUUUUUGUCAGAUGGCGACAAUAUUUUACUAUACAUUUACUAUAUAACCAUUUUUGUAUAUGUUUUUUAAUGUGAAAUGAAAGGUGAACUAGUUUUUCAGGCACUGAUUUUACAUUUCCGUAAAAAAAAAAAAUAUGUGUCCGUUUGUAAUCUUUCCUGUCUUAAGUCUAAGUCAUAUUUUGUUGACAAUCAGCUAAUUAUCUUUAGAUCGCUGUGUGAACAAUCCUUUUGACUGCCUUUCAGAUAUGGUCACUCAAAAUCAAUUGACAUUAGAAGUUUGGGAUGUUUGGAAUAAUAAAAAAAUAGGAGUGUUGAAGAAUCUUACAUUUUGUUCCUCGGAAUGCGAUGUUGAAUCGCCACAUAGUGCAAGUCACCUACUCAGGAAAAUGAUUCAAUCUCAAUGAGAGAUUUGCAACCAAUGAGAGACUUCCAACCAAUAGCUACUUGUUUUGUAAGCUUUGACAAUAUGGCAAAUUUAGUUACUACUUGGCUCAAAUGACAGGAUGGGUGGAGGUAGCAGGUUUUCUGUUGCCUCUUGAGACUCAUUAUUACUCCUCACAGGAAUUGCCUUCUAUGGACUAAAGUUGCAUUGUUAUGGGUGAACAAAGCCCUAAUGCAAAGCGCAGGUCUCAUCCUGUUGCUAUGCAUUCUCAGGAAAUGUUACAGAAGAGUUAUCGAAAUAUAUGAAUGCAUUUGACGUGCUUUUUAACCAGGAUGGUAUUUUGGCCUACAUUAUCAUUGAUGAUACUUGUUUGGGUCAUUCAGUACGUAUAAUGUUUUCCUCUGGAAUUUUAUUCCGAUCUGUUUUGUUACAUUCAGGACAGUUUUGCCUCGUCCUUAGUGUAAUUUGGUCGACAUUCCAGUAGAUGUCGGUAUGUAGAUAAAGUUAAAUCACUGUUUGGCUUGCUUUAUUGCUUUGGUUAAUUUUUCACCUGUUACUGUGGUUAUGGAUUGCAUUUCAAGAUCGUCGCCAAUUUAACUUUCUCUGUAAAGCAGUUUGUGAACCAAAGUGAAAUGAGAAAGUAAUCAAGUAUAACCUCAACAAAAGUUCAAGAUCAAACCAUUUUAAAACUCAUUUUAAAAUGUGCUCUGGAGAAAUGAAUGGAAUUUGUGUAUAUCGGGAAAAACAAAACAUUCUAAGCCUUAGCUAGUUCUACUGUAUUUCCAUCUUCCAGCUUAGCUUAGUUCCCUUGAUCUCCUUAGGGAGAAUUAGAGAAAUGCUUAGAUACAAGAAUGUGUUGACUCAGCCAUAAGUUGAAAAGAAACAAUGAAAAUCAUGGUGUUGGUGUAAUUCUUGUAAACCAUUACAUGGGAUGUCUCAAUGGAAAAAAUGUCCUGAAAUGUGCCUAUUGAGGGAACUGUGGAUGAAAUAUCAACUCAGGUGUUGAACAAACCAUGUGUCUUGGCUGGUUGACAACAGCACACCCACCAAGGAAUGGGGCCAUAAUCCCCAGGUUCACUCAGAGGAAUCCUUCAGUGCAUAGGACUUUGGCUUCUCUGCUCUGCAGAACCUCUGACUGAACUCUCUGCUGUCUACCCAACGUGAGUAUAUGUGCACGGAUGCAUGCUGUCCUCUUCUUACUGUUAACUUAUUUAAAAAUGAAGUGAACAAUCUGUACUCUUAUCUUUUUGUUUUACUUUGUGCACUUGCAAAGGUGUGACAUAUCAUUUAAAUGGAUGGAAUAUAUUUUAUGAUUGCGAUGCAUGCUUUUUCAUGUAUGUGUAGUCUACUUUUUAGGAUUUUUUUUUUUUUUUUUUACCUGAAAAUGUUAUUUCUGCUGACAUGAAAGUCUGAGACAUCUGUUUCAAUGUCUUGCUUUUAUCUCCUCUUACUUUUAACUUAAGAGGACAAGCUGUAACAAAAUAAUUUCCUAUAAUUGUUUUCCAUUCCUUUUUGAGUUGUUUUUGUACCAGAUCAAAGACACUGCUGCAAGCUGGUUUCCUUGUUAACGGUUUCCUUGUCAAUAAACAAUAUCCUGCUCAGAU